UAUUGAUUCUACAUUUACAAAACUUGAUCUUAAUAAAAAUGUUAAACCUCUUACGGAAACAACAACAUAUACGCUAGGUCAUGAUUUAGAUGAUCAGCGAUCAGUAGAAACUGAUAGAAAACAACAAUCUUUAGUACGACAACAAUUAGAUUCAAUAGAAAAAUUCGAUGGACUCGGUAAUCCAAAAAUUUGGUUAAAAUAUAUUAUAGAAAAAUUUGAUUUAUUACAAUUUACAUCUCUUGAACGUAACGAAUUAAUUUCAGAAAUUCUGACUGGUGAAGCACUUAUUUGGUAUGUUGAACAACAAGAUCAUAUGCCAACCUUUAUUACAUUUAUGAAGAAAUUUUUACAACAUUUCGAUAAUCAAGAGUUAAAGACAGAUUUUUCAAGAGAAUUUGUUUCGUCAGCUAUGCCAUCGAAGCCAUUAGAAGCUGAUAGUUGUCAAGAUACUGUUACGAAUUGUUUACGAAACCAAUUAUUAAUUACGAACCUCGAAAAAUUACAAAAAUAUUCUGGCAAAUUGCAACAAAAUGUAUCAAACUGGUUACGAGAAAUUCAACAAGCAAUGAACAUGUUUAAGUUAACCGAUGAUGAAAAACUUUUUUAUGUAUCUUUAUGUUUAGAAGCAGAUGCACGGGAUUGGUUUUAUGAUAAUCCUCAUUUAUGUUCAACGUGGUCCAUAUUUACACAAAAUUUAUUAAAAACAUUUGAAUCUUCAGGAAAAGGUGGUAUUGCAUUUAAUCGUUUACGACAUUAUGAGCAAGGUAUUAAUCAGGAUGUACGCCACUAUUAUUUUGAAGUUAUGAAAUUAUGUAAAGAAGCUAAUCCAAUUAUGGACGAUGUUAGUAAAUUACAAUAUUUAAAAGAUGGUUUAAAACCUUCAUUACGUUUUGAUGUACUAUUAAAAAAUCCAAAAAAUCCAGAAGAAUUUUUAGAAUAUGCUCAAAUGAUUGAAGAAUUGAAAUCAUUAGAUGAUAAACAAGAUGUACUAACAUAUUUGGAUAAACAAAAGUUCACAAAACCACCAACAAUUAAUUCAAAUAACAUAAAUAACAAGCCGCAACAAAUUAAUCAACCAUCUAUACCUCGGCAACCAAAUCACAAUAACGUCUAUUACAAACCAAAUUAUCACAACACUAAUCCAAAACGAAUAUUCAACCAUACAACACCAAAUCAAGUUCCAUAUAAUAAUACAGUACCUAAACCACCAUAUCAAUGUUACAAGUGUGGUGCAAAUGAUCAUUAUAUUCAUAAUUGCCCACAUUUUCAAUAG
This is a messenger RNA of Rotaria sp. Silwood1, 1273 nucleotides long. The record is from the annotation of a GenBank genome assembly. Lineage: Eukaryota; Metazoa; Rotifera; Eurotatoria; Philodinida; Philodinidae.